Messenger RNA from Angiostrongylus costaricensis, 726 nucleotides. Lineage: Eukaryota; Metazoa; Nematoda; Chromadorea; Rhabditida; Metastrongylidae. The record is from the annotation of a GenBank genome assembly.
AUGGAAGGCUUGGUGAGCCUGGAGCUCGGAAAUCGAUCCCACAGAGCGCCUCUCUCCUGUGACCUAUAUAAAUUGGUUUUCCUAACUUUAAAAACUGCCUACUUUCCCAUUCCAACGCUCCACAAAUUGCGGUUAACACUGGUCUUUUAUGGCGUAUUCCAGUUGUUUUCUUCGAUUCUGAUCUUCUUAAUCGUGUCGCUGUUCUUCGCAUUUAUGGAUAAACGCUGCUCGAUUAUGCCUUACUCGUAUCAGUCGUUUUUCCGAUUUACUAGUGUAAGAUGGGAAAUCCUAUAUGCUUUUAAAAACCUGUUAUUUUCUGACGAGAAUAGGAAACUGGCUGAAAAAUGGAUCUGUAAAAGAACCUCAUUUUGCAGGACGUUGGGUUCAAUCAUAUGUGGAGUUUUUGUUUGCGGCUACUUCUUGCCGUUUUGCAAUUCAAAAGGUUUGUGUUUUCCCAUCAAGCUUAUUGUUUCAUAUCCCCUUUUUCAGAUAACAGUACUGAUUUGUCCUAUCGUGUCCUUCUUCACUGGUGGGCAAGAUCAAAUGUGUCUCGACUGGAAUCUUGUUGUCAUACCGUGUUCUGCAUCGCUAACUUCACGAUCCACUUACGGCAAAAGACCUUUUGUUGAGAGUGAAUCAUUCCGUUAUGCACAACAUACAAACGAUUUCAAACGUAUUGGUUUUUGUGUGACUGAAAGCAUAGAUGUUUUAAAUAGUGGCAGAUAA